Talaromyces stipitatus ATCC 10500 is the source of this 1813-nucleotide messenger RNA. RefSeq names its product HypA-like protein, putative. The coding region runs from base 46 to 1404 and encodes 452 amino acids. The record is from RefSeq and is a predicted model, not a curated record. Gene Ontology annotation, molecular function: oxidoreductase activity. NCBI's taxonomy places the organism in Eukaryota, Fungi, Ascomycota, Eurotiomycetes, Eurotiales, Trichocomaceae. The transcript has 5 exons.
AACACACAGUUUAUUAUUAAUUGUGACUUUUACAACUACCUAUCCAUGGGCAGGGAACUACUUAUUCUACCACGACAGCUAAGAUUGAUAUACAAACUUCCAACUACUGUGAAGACCUAUCGUGGAAUUUACAACAUGGCUACUGCAACGCAAGUCAAGCUCUCCACAUCGGAUGCCGGUGUGUUCUCUCACAAGCCAAGAGAAGACUCGGCCCAACGCGCCAGUGAGCUCUUGCAGAGAGAUAUGAAGGAACAUCAUAUUUUCUUCAAUGAGAAGAGGUUCCAUAAUCACAUUGUUCAUCAUCUGCUCACUCUGUUUUCGUUGGGAGCCUCACCGGAAGAAAUACAGGACGCUUAUGACCGCGGACAUAGCUAUCAGCGAAAAGCGUAUCCGGUGGAUAACAAAGUCGUGCAUGCUAUUAUUGAAAAAUCGACUUUCAAGGAUUAUCUAGGAAAGGAGGAGCAUUACUCGAAUUUUCUUGCCUUUUUCCAGCAAGAGAUUAGCACUAAGGGUGUUGCAGAAACUCUUCAAGAACAUAUCUUUGCAGAAGAUGAACAUGCAGAUGACCUAUUGGGCAGGCUCUUCUCAGGCUUGAUUCAUCCUAUAAUUCAUCUCGGUUUCGGUAUUGAAUUCAAUCAACCAGCCAUCAUUGCCGAAGGCCUCGCCGAGGCUGCAGUACAUGAAGGAUGGGUGAGGCCAUAUCUCCAGGGCGCUGAGGACGCAGCAGGAGGGAUUGGCUCAAAGCCGGGAAAGACCUUAACGGAGCUCGUACACGAACUCCGCCAGGACGAGGAGAUACUUUCUAGUGUCCGUCACGACGAUGCUAACCAGAUGAGAGAUGGGGUAUUGAAACGUACCCCGGAGAAGAUGAAGCAUUAUGCCAAACAAUAUACGGUGUCGCCGGAGACACUGAAGGAACAAUUGGCUGAGAUGAUCAAUGCGUUAAUCUACAUUGCCGCUGCUUCCCAGCACCCACCGAAUGUAGUCAAGUAUGAAUUUAUUCUUAUACACGCCGUGAAUUGUUCUAUCUUCUUUUCCGCUAUUUUGGACCGUCCCUGGAUCAGCACCCGCGCAAAAGUCCGCUUGCUUGAGUGGAAAGGCCGCAUGGACCUACUUCUAUAUGCAUCUCGUCAUUGUCCUCCCCUCUAUCUUAGCGAAGUAACGAGCUACUCAAUCGCUAAAACUUGGGACGAGGUUAUUCAAGCCGGCAAUACCCACAAAGAGGAUGACGGGCACGUUGUUAAACUUAUUAGGGCUAUAGCACACGGCGAACAGAUUACCGAUCCUCUUGAGAAGCAGGGAAAGGCUAAAGGUUUGAAAAUGCAUGGGAAUGCAUGGCUUAAAGCUGCCAAUAUGGGUUCGCCGAUAUUCCCCCAUGCUGUCGAUGAUAACCAUACAAAAUAAGGGCUUAUGCUAAUUUGAGCCGUCUCUAUCAAUAUAGCAAUUGAUUCCACGGCGACUUCGACGAACAGAUGGAUUUUCGGAAAUGGUUUCGAAGAAACAUGGGCAGGCAUUCCUAAACGUGCGCAACUCUAAUAUACCUAGGUACUAAGGUAUGCACCUCCCGAGGUUGCCUCAGGGCAACUAAGUAUCUUUUUUAUUGAGAGUGCGAUGCGUCGAAUACUCAUAUGAAUAUACAGUCAGAUUGAGUUAACUUGGCUAGUUGGGCUUCCAAGGCUGUGUGUAUGACUUAGGGUUGGCCUUCUGGAAAACCGCCCCGGCGUCUUUAUGAGUUUCCUGUGGCAGGCAAUUUAUGAAAUCAAAUCUUGGUGAUUUUUAAAUUGAAUGUAGUAUAGUUCGCGGGAGGCAUCAA